AUUACAAGGCGUUUACAAGAAGGUUGCCUCUUGAUAACUGUGUUUUUGGUGACUAUCGCAACACAUUCAAGUCAAAAGUUGUUGAAGCUUGUUCUGUUAUCCGCAACUUGGUUCUUAGAGCCAAGCUCUUUGUGAAUUAUUACGUCUUGCAAAAUGCCACUCUUGCUGAGCCAAAGUGUAUUAAAUGUAUCUUUACACAAAAUUUCUGGUACUCUAUGAUACAACUAGUGAAUGGACAAAGGCCAACAAAUAGUAGGCUGAUAUCACAACAAUUACUGAGCUCGUUUGAUUCUUUUAAAACGACUUACCCUAAGAUUGUCUUCCCUGUCAAGCUCUUUCCUGGACUUAGUCAAGCCAUUACAGAAGCAUGUACCGAAAUUGCUACUUCCUAUACGAACAAUAUAGUGGAAAAUUUCGAGGAGAGACUUCUCUAUUUUUUGAUAUAUAAAAUACAAACAGCAUUUGUGUGUAUGCCUUGGAAGCUUGUAAAAAAAGUCAAAAGUGAUUUCUGCUAUCAAGAGAUAUGCCAAGGAAAACCUAAAUGGCAACUGAUGACUACCUUACUGAAGAUAUAAAAGCAAAGAUCCAAACCUUCUGUGAACCUUGGAAGAAGAAGCUGGAGAAGAAAAUGAACUUGAAGACGUUAUCUGCUGAUCCUGGGUCUUUCGUACCCUUUUUGUUAUCUUUGAACGCAGAAUUUGAGAGGGAACACGAUGGUCAUAAGUCAUUUGACGUACGACGACGUUCUCUUCCAAAAUUGUUAUCCUUACUGCCAAAGGUUUCUGUUCAAUGGAGGAUCAUUACCUUGAGUGUGAACGCGCUGUCUUCUUUUGUGAAACGUCCUUUAUCCCGCAAUUACCAAAGCCAAUUAGAGCUGUUUUUCAAUGUCUUUGAUUUCAAGAAACUCCGGUACGAAAGUAUCUCUGAGCUAACACCGAAU
Messenger RNA from Mycotypha africana, 940 nucleotides. RefSeq lists its product as uncharacterized. Lineage: Eukaryota; Fungi; Mucoromycota; Mucoromycetes; Mucorales; Mycotyphaceae. The record is from RefSeq and is a predicted model, not a curated record. Bases 216 to 575 code for a protein of 119 amino acids. The transcript is spliced from 3 exons.